UUGUAGCACUCACCUUAUGUCCAUAGCGGCGUAUCAUCAAUUUGACCAUACAUUCUCAAAAUGGAUACAGAUUAUGCAGAACAAACUUCGCAAUAAAAAGUAAGUUCCAGCCUUUCGGAACCGACCCCCGCUACAGCGAGGAUGUUCCCCAGCCUAGCCCACCGACCAUGGCAUGCCUUCUGCAGGGUGUCCAUGCAGCACAGGGCGCCCCUGUCACAACGCUCCCCGAGGCUUCCCCAGCUGUGCCACGGUUGGCAGAGCGCAGGCAUACACAGCAUGUGGUUCAGCCUUCCAGACUGCCGUGUUGCUUCUCUAGGGCUGGGCAAGGUGCAGUACUACUCUACCUCUGGCUCCAGUAAAGAUGAUCCCCCAAAACCUGCGUCAGGCGAUGCUCCGUCAGCAGAACAGGUCCUGUCUGCUGCUUCCAUCCCAGUUCCAACAGCUCCAACACCUCAGGGGCUGACAAAAACUGAGACAAUUCAGGUGAAAGUUCGGGCAGUCCUGAAGAAAAGGGAAUAUGGAGCCAAGUACACAAUAAACAACUUCAUCACAGCAGUCAGAGCCAUGAAUGAGUUCUGCCUCAAACCAAGUGAUCUGGAACAGCUCCGGAAGAUCAGGAGACGCAGCCCCCACGACGACACCGAGGCGUUCACUGUGUUUCUGCGCUCCGACGUGGAGGCCAAAGCUCUGGAGGUGUGGGGAAGCCAUGAAGCUCUAGCCCGAGAGAAAAAUGUCAGGAAAGAAGUGGAGAGAGAGUACCAAGAGACAGAUAUUUUUCGGAAUCAGCAGCUGUUGAAGGAAUACAAAGACUUUUGGGGUAACACCAAGCCUCGAUCGGGCCCGAGGGCCACUUUCCUCGAAGGACCAGGAAAGGUGGUCAUGGUGGCUAUUUGCAUCAAUGGGUUGAACUUCAUCUUCAAGCUCCUGGCUUGGGUCUACACUGGAUCAGCCAGCAUGUUCUCAGAGGCCAUCCACUCUCUGGCCGACACCUGCAACCAGGCUCUGCUCGCCCUGGGGAUCAGCCAGUCGGUCCGCAACCCUGAUGCCGGGCACCCGUAUGGCUUCUCCAACAUGCGCUACAUUGCCUCCCUGAUCAGCGGGGUGGGCAUCUUUAUGAUGGGAGCGGGCCUGUCCUGGUACCAUGGCAUCAUGGGCCUGCUGCACCCACAGCCCAUGGAGUCUUUGUUAUGGGCCUACUGUAUUUUGGCCGGCUCUCUGGUGUCUGAAGGAGCCACGUUACUAGUCGCCAUCAAUGAGAUAAAAAGGAGUGCCCGGAUACAUGGAGUAUCUUUUCAUGAAUAUGUCAUGCAGAGCCGAGACCCCAGCACUAACGUGGUGCUGCUGGAGGACGCUGCUGCUGUGUUAGGAGUCAUCAUGGCCGCCAGCUGCAUGGGGCUCACCUCCCUCACGGGUAACCCUUACUACGACAGCUUGGGGUCUCUGGGGGUGGGAACCCUGCUUGGCGGGGUCUCAGCCUUCCUCAUCUACACGAACACAGAGGCUCUGCUGGGCCGCUCCAUCCAGCCCGACCGCGUGCAGAAGCUCACAGAGUUCCUGGAGAACGACCCUGCAGUGAGGGCGAUCCACGAUGUGAAGGCCACUGAUCUGGGGCUGAGCAAAGUCCGCUUCAAGGCUGAAGUUGACUUUGAUGGUCGAGUGGUGACACGUUCUUAUCUGGAAAAACAAGACAUUGACCUGAUCCUCAAUGAAAUUCAGCUGGUGAAGACCCCCGAGGAGCUGGAGAGCUUCAUGCUGAAACACGGGGAGAACAUCAUCGACACUCUGGGAGCCGAGGUGGACCGCUUGGAGAAAGAACUCAAGCAACGUAACCCGGAGGUUCGUCAUGUAGAUUUGGAGAUUCUAUAAUACCUGUUGGGUGUCUGCUGAGGAACAUCAUGCUGUAACAAGAAGAGCAGAGGGUGAAGGAGGGUCCCGCUAUCUGCCUCCAAUCCUGACCACCAAGAACAAACCUCCGUGACUGCACAACUCAUCAAGUCUUACUGUAGAACAGACCAUAACCAUAACCAUACCCGAGGACAGUGAUUGGGGCAUUUUUUUGCUUUCUUUGUGAUGCUUGAACUUCGAUUAGCCGAGAAUUCAUCCUGCCAGAGAUGCACCUUCACAUUCGAGUGUGAGUGUUUCUGGCUGAGGACUAAGAACUGUUAUUGUUCUCCUUGAAUUUAAAGAGAAAUGUAAAUCUCUGUUGUAGUUCACGUCCAUCUCUGACAGAUUAGUCUUCUGGUGGUUUGAUUUAACUCACAUUCCUGUGUGAAUGUGUUUGGAUUUGGUUGAAAACACACUCAAAAAAAAAAAAUAUAGAGAAAAAUCAAGGAACAGGACCAGUAUGAUUUACUAGACUUGAACUUCAUUAUAUUGUGAUGCUUGAACCAGUAAUGAUAACGAUACAUGACGUUUAUAAAGCGCUUUUCCUAGCGCUUAGUGAUGUUUCCUUCAUUAGAACAAGAGGAAACCUGAGAGAUACAUAUUCAAACGAUUUAUUUAACUGCUAGACAAUAUUAGAUGUUUUUUUUUCUUUUAAUGUGAAAAAAGGACAGAACUGAAAACAGCACAAUGCUGCUGCUGGUUCUCCAAUGAAGAGAGUUUGCGAUGAAUAGAUUUCAUCUAUGCUAUUACAGUGAGGAAAAUACAAAUAAAAAGGCAUGAUUAAGACUUUUUAUUUGAUUAUAAGCUAGAGUGAGUUAAGAUUAAAUACAGUAGUACUUAUUCAGCAUUAGCUUAAGCAAACAAAUAUAAAAAACUUCAACUCAAUAUAUUCCUGCGAUACUAUGAAGACAAUUUGAGAAUCUAA
Notothenia coriiceps (black rockcod) is the source of this 2809-nucleotide messenger RNA. RefSeq names its product solute carrier family 30 member 9 (gene slc30a9). Gene Ontology annotation, molecular function: monoatomic cation transmembrane transporter activity. Gene Ontology annotation, cellular component: membrane; endoplasmic reticulum. NCBI's taxonomy places the organism in Eukaryota, Metazoa, Chordata, Actinopteri, Perciformes, Nototheniidae. The record is from RefSeq and is a predicted model, not a curated record. Bases 142 to 1866 code for a protein of 574 amino acids. The transcript has 18 exons. Gene Ontology annotation, biological process: intracellular zinc ion homeostasis; transmembrane transport; zinc ion transport.